Molecule: messenger RNA, 3020 nt
Organism: Diabrotica virgifera virgifera (western corn rootworm)
Lineage: Eukaryota; Metazoa; Arthropoda; Insecta; Coleoptera; Chrysomelidae
Exons: 4
Coding region: 1-1449 (482 amino acids)
Source: RefSeq, a predicted model, not a curated record
AUGAGCUUGGAAAAAGCAAUCAAUCUGUGUAAAAGUAUAGAAAGUUCGAAAAUCCAGUCUGAAAAAAUGAAGUCAGAGGAGGUGCACUACGUAAAGAAAAGAAACUUCAAUAAGAAAUAUGAAAAUAGAGAACAGUGGGAAGACAGAAGAGUGAAUCCAACUCAUUCGAAGUCCCAAGACGGCCAGUUCAAUGGUAAAUCUGGAAGCAGUUUAGGGUGCAGUAGGUGCGGAAUGGAGCACAGAGGCCAACCAUGCAAAGCAUAUAAAGCUAAGUGCUUGGUAAAUACUAAAAAUAGCAGUUUUGAUGAUGAUUUCAUGAUAAAUUUUGAAGUUAACAAGCGUAAAUUAAGCUGUAGAUUAGAUACAGGGGCAAUGGCAAACGUAAUAUCAAUAAAUAAGUUAAAUUCUCUAGAAGUUAAUGUUGAACUACAGAAAACAAACUGCAAGUUAACGACAUUUUCGGAUGAAACACUUAGGGUCAUUGGAAAAUGUAGUUUAGAAUGCAAGUAUAAAGAUAACAUGUACAACAUAAUGUUUUAUGUGGUAGAAAUUAAUUCACCAACGGUAUUAGGUCUUCCUACAUUGAAAAAAAAAUUAAAGGAGGGUGUAAGAACAUAUUAUAUUUGUCAUAGAUCUCAAGCUCCACAGAUAACAGAACCCCCUAAAAGAAAUGCGAAAUCUAUGGGAACAAAUAAAAUUGGACGUACAUGUCCAUCUACUAUGAUUGUUACAAGUAACCAAGAAUGCAUAUCAGUUGUUUUCUUUCCUGUACAUGUUGGUCAUUAUAAUGAACUAGGGCGUUUAAGAAUUGAUGAGACAGACAGGAUUAAAAUAGCAGGUAAAUUGUCUCAAGGGGUCCCAAUAGGCAGAGUGAUAUUAGAGAAAGUGCACCCAGUGGAGAGAGUUCACUUGAUUGAAAAAAAGGACCUUACCAACAUUGUACGAGAUUUUUCAAUUGGAUACACUAUCAAAAGGCACAAAAAUGAUGCAGUCAGUGUACAAUUAUGGGUCAAAGCCAUGCAAUUAUUGGAAAACAACCCAGUUUUAUUUUAUAAAAACAGUGAAGAAGAUGAUGAGGGAGUGUUUGAUAAAAAUGAUUUUGUUUUAAUAAUAAUGACAGAAGUUCAAAAAAAAUCACUUAUUUCAUUUUGUCAAGACAAAAUCUGCAUUGAUGGCACUCACGGUUUAAACCAGUAUGGAUUUCAAUUAUACACAAUUGUUAUUGUUGAAGAAUAUGGUUCUGGGGUACCAGCAGCAUUUUGUUUUUCAAACAGAUCUGAUGAAACACUCUUUCAACAUUUUUUUAAAUGUAUUAAAGAUAGUGUUGGAUUAUUGUCACCAAAUGUUUUUAUGUCAGAUGACUAUAAUGCAUUUUACAAUGCAUGGAAAUCAGUUAUGAGCGAAGUACCUAAUAGACUGGGUACAAAAUUCUGGAAAAAUAUUAGAUAAGAAUAAAAGAUCUCACAGAAAAUGUGUUGGAAGUCCUCAUCUCACUAAUUAUUGAUUCUAUUGAAAAAGGUAAAUUUCCAGAGUGCCUAAAAAUAGCCAUCAUUAUUCCUCUUCAUAAGGGUAGUGAAAUAUCUAAUACCUACAAUUAGAGACCUAUUGCACUACUACUGGUACCCUCCAAAAUUAUUGAGAGACUCAUAAAAUCCCGACUUACGUCCUUUCUCGUUGAAAACAACAUAUUAUCACAAAAUCAGUUCGGCUUUUUAAAUAAUAAAUGCACCACUGAUGCCAUGUUUUCUGUACUACAUGAGGUUUAUCAAACUGAACAAUAAUCUUCACAUUGCCACAGUUUUUUGUGACUAUGCCAAAGCUUUUGACUGUGUAAAUUACAUUUUGAUAAAAAAACUAAAUUUCUACGGAAUUCGAGGUAUUUCUUUAAAUUGGUUCCAAUCUUACUUGGAUGAUAGGAAACAACUGGUUAGAACAAAUGGUACAGACUCUAGUCUCAAAAACAUUGUAUGUGGGGUACCUCAAGGUUCAGUAUUGGGUCUUCUACUUUUCCUGAUCUUUAUUAAUGACAUCACUAGUUUAAAAAUCAAAGGAAAAAUCUUUCUUUUUGCUGAUGAUACCAGUAUAACUUGGAGCAACUCAAAUAUUGCAACUCUUCAUGCUACUAUAACUUUUGAUCUACUUACAAUAAAAACCCGGUCUGACUCUAAUUUACUCUCCUUUAACGUAGAUAAAACAGUAGCAUUAGAUAUCAUAUAUACAAUAGCAAAACAACUCAGGAGCUCUUCAACCCUUACCUCUUAAUAACAGCCAGAUCAGUACCGUUGAUUCUGUAAAAUUUCUUGUUAUUUUUACAGAAUCAUACAUUUAAGGACAGCAUCCUUAAAUGGUCCCUUCAUAUCGAUUUGUUAAGGAAGAAACUAUCUUCAGCUUACUAUGCUAUAAGAUCUGUUUCGAAUAAACUCAAUUUAGCCUAGACAAAAGCCUACCUAUCUGAAAGACCAUAUUAUUCAGUAGAAGAUUUUCUUAAUCAAUAACUAAAAAAUUACAGUACCCUUGGCACAAGUAGUAUUUUUAUUAUUUUUUUAUCUAUGUUUAAGUGUCGUAUGCAGCAGCUUAACUUUUAAACUUAUUAAUUACUAGGUAGACUAUGAAAUUUGCAAUUGAUUCUUUCUGUUUAACUUCAUUAUUAGUACAUAUUAUUUUUUAAUUACAUUGAUGAUUUAUGUAAUUUUAGUAAAUUUAAUUGUUGUUGUUUUGUUUUCUUGACUUUUUAUAAGCUUUGUCGAUAAAAUUGUACAAUUUUUCAUGACAAUAAGAGCCCACGCAGACUGCAGACUUUUUAGCCUGCUUCUUAAUCAGUACAGAGAGGUAUGCAGAUGCGCACACUACACUGAUUCACUGAUGCAUAUCUCUCUGUACUGAGUAAGAAGCCGACUAAAAGUCUGCAGUCUGCGCAGGCUCUAAAGCAUAUUUCUCUCUCUCUCUCUCUUCUCUAUAAGUAAGUGUAAUGUUGUAAAUUAUUGUAACCUGUGUGUAAUAAAUGUCUAACAAUUAAAAAA